UGGAAAAUCAUUUAAUAGCAAUAAUUGGAGUGUGAGAAAUGUCUUUGUUAGCUUUAGGAGCGUAUAACUUAACAAGAUUGGCCGCAGCUUGUAUGCGGGUUGGUUCAAAAGUUGAUAAAAACCGACAUCAGCCUUCGAAAUACCUACGGCAUGCACGUUCGCUGCACGGCUCACUUAGCCUCUAUGAUAAGAGAGAUGACAAAGAUGAUGAUGAUAAGUGCAAAAAACCCACUGACGAAUGUGAAUUCGAAGAAGAAACAUGUGAGGAUGAAGAAGAGAAGGCGGCCCUAAAGGCUCACGUGGGUGCUGGAAAGGCUGAAAAGUGCAUAAUUGAAGAACCCUGUGAGCCGGUCCCAGAUCCAUGUGAAGAAGGUGUGCCAGCUGUUGUGGGCGGUACACCAUCGAAGGGUGGCGGCGGCACCGCACAGAAAACAUUGGUGGGAAAACGUCGCGAGGGCGUCAUACAUGCUGUCAUUGGACCUGUCAUUGAUGUAUACUUUCCGGAUGAAGUUCCGGAAGUACUUAAUGCCCUGGAUGUGAUGGAUGCACCCAUAGGCCAUCUGGUACUAGAGGUCUUCCAUCACUUGGGCAACAAUAUUGUUCGUUCGGUGGCUAUGGACUCAACAGAGGGCCUGAGACGUGGGCAAAGAGUGGUCGAUACGGGCUAUCCAAUACGCGUGCCCGUGGGCAAGGCAGUGUUGGGACGUAUUAUCAAUGUAGUGGGCGAUCCAAUCGAUGAACGCGGCGAAAUCAAAAGCGAGUUCUAUUCCUUUAUUCACAACGAUGCCCCAGAGCUUGAAGAAUUGAGUGUCAAGCCAGAGAUUUUGGCCACUGGCAUUAAGGUCAUUGAUUUGCUGGCACCCUAUGUGAAAGGUGGAAAAAUUGGGCUAUUCGGGGGCGCCGGUGUAGGCAAAACCGUGCUCAUCAUGGAGCUGAUCAACAACAUAGCGAAGUCCCAUGGUGGUUACUCGGUGUUUGUGGGCGCUGGAGAGCGCACUCGUGAGGGCAAUGACCUCUAUUAUGAGAUGAUAGAGUCCAAGGUGAUAUCCAUAGAUGAUGACAAGUCAAAGGUGGCGCUGGUUUAUGGCCAGAUGAAUGAACCACCAGGCGCCCGCAGUCGUGUUGUGCUCACUGGACUAACCAUUGCCGAAUACUUUCGCGAUAUCGAUGGUCAGGAUGUCCUGCUGUUUAUAGACAACAUUUUCCGCUUUACCCAGGCUGGUUCAGAGGUCUCAGCCUUGCUAGGUCGCAUACCCUCUGCCGUGGGCUAUCAACCGACCCUGGGCACCGACAUGGGAACCAUGCAGGAGCGCAUUACCAGCACUCGCAAUGGUUCGAUUACGUCUGUGCAGGCUGUUUAUGUGCCAGCCGAUGAUCUCACCGAUCCGGCGCCCGCCGCUACUUUUUCGCACUUGGAUGCCACUACUGUUUUAUCCCGUCCAAUUGCUGAAUUGGGCAUUUAUCCGGCCGUGGAUCCACUGGAUUCUUCGUCACGUAUUCUCGAUCCCGACAUUGUGGGCGAGGAACAUUAUAAUGUGGCCCGAGCUGUGCAAAAGACCCUGCAGGGCUACAAGUCGUUGCAGGAUAUAAUUGCCAUUUUGGGAAUGGAUGAACUAUCGGAGGAAGAUAAGCUUACUGUGGCGCGUGCUCGCAAGAUGCAGCGUUUUCUAUCCCAGCCUUUUCAAGUGGCCGAGGUCUUCACCGGCCAUCCCGGCAAGAUCGUACCCGUGGAAAAGUCUGUGGACGGCUUCAAGCGAUUGCUAAAUGGCGAGUACGAUGACAUACCGGAAAUAGCUUUUUAUAUGGUCGGCGAUGUAGAUGAAGUUUUGGCCAAAGCCAAUCAAUUGGCAACUUCAAUGUCCGGUGGCGGUCCUGCAAAGCCAGCUCCAAAGAAGGAAGAGAAGAAAGAAGAAGCUAAGCCAGCGGAGGCCAAGGAUGGGAAACCCGAAGAACACAAGAAACCUGAAGAAAAAGAAGCCAAACCACCAAAAGUUGAACCACCGAAAGCUGAAACACCUAAAGCUGAAGCUACGAAGGACAAGGAUCCAAAGGACAAAAAGAAGUAAAUUACAUACAAAUAUGUUUCAAAUUUUGAUCAUUUAUGCAACAAUUUGAAUAAAUAACUGUUAACGGGAA
This is a messenger RNA of Scaptodrosophila lebanonensis, 2136 nucleotides long. RefSeq names its product ATP synthase subunit beta, mitochondrial (gene ATPsynbetaL). The transcript is spliced from 5 exons. Lineage: Eukaryota; Metazoa; Arthropoda; Insecta; Diptera; Drosophilidae. The record is from RefSeq and is a predicted model, not a curated record. The coding region runs from base 39 to 2066 and encodes 675 amino acids. Gene Ontology annotation, molecular function: ATP binding; ATP hydrolysis activity; proton-transporting ATP synthase activity, rotational mechanism. Gene Ontology annotation, biological process: proton transmembrane transport; proton motive force-driven mitochondrial ATP synthesis.